This is a messenger RNA of Drosophila eugracilis, 1856 nucleotides long. RefSeq names its product beta-catenin-like protein 1. The coding region runs from base 75 to 1823 and encodes 582 amino acids. Gene Ontology annotation, cellular component: spliceosomal complex. Lineage: Eukaryota; Metazoa; Arthropoda; Insecta; Diptera; Drosophilidae. The transcript is spliced from 4 exons. The record is from RefSeq and is a predicted model, not a curated record.
CACAUCGCUAAUCGAUAUCAAGAGAUGCCAUUUGUCCGAGGCCUGAAGCAAAACAGAUAAAUUUGCCCGCAAAUAUGGACAUCGGCGAGCUGCUGGCGUUUAAGCCAGAACAGACGCCAAAGCGUCCGCACGAGGACGAGGACGAGGACUUCGAUUUGGAGAGCUCGCACGGAAAACGGGGCGGUGGCGGCGAUGAGAAAACCAAACGCAUGCGGCGCAUAGCCGAAGCCAAGGAGUCAGCACACUAUGGCAAACAAAGUGGAGGAACUUCCAGUUCCGCCGGCACCUCCGCAUUCGAAUUUGAUCCAGAGCUUACGGAGGAAGAGCGCCUUAACAUCUUGAAAUACGUAGAAAACGAAGAGGCCGAUGGCGAUGUUUUGGAUGAGCAAAGCCUUAAGAAACUGAUACUGGUGUUUGAAAAACGCAAUCUGAAGAACCAGGAGAUGCGAAUCAAGUUCGCCGACAGUCCUGAAAAGUUUAUGGACUCAGAGGUGGAACUGCACACAGUAAUCCAGGAACUCAAGGGCGUGGCCACAGUUCCUGAUUUAUAUCCCCUUCUCGUAGACCUUCAUGGCUUGCACAGUUUGCUGGAACUUCUGGCCCAUCAAAACACAGACAUUGCUGUGGCCGUAGUAGAUCUUCUGCAGGAAGUCACAGAUGUGGAUAUCCUAGGCGAGAGUCAGGAGGGUGCCGAAUCCUUGAUAGAAGCCCUGAGAAAAGAGCAAAUCUUUGCCCUUCUAGUUCAAAAUCUGGAGCGACUUAACGAGCAGGUUAAGGAAGAAGCUGAUGGCGUUCAUAAUACUUUGGCAAUAGUUGAGAACCUCACAGAAAUCGAUUCAGAAUUCGUCAAGGAAGCUGCUGAACAGGGAUUACUCGCCUGGCUGCUAAAACGCCUGCGCGGCAAAUCCCCCUUCGAUCCAAACAAGCUGUACUGCAGCGAGAUACUUUCCAUCCUCAUACAAACCGAGAAUGAUAACCGAUUACUGCUGGGUUCUUUGGAUGGUGUCGAUGUGCUCCUGCAACAGCUGGCUGUCUACAAACGUCAUGAUCCCGCCAGCAACGAGGAGCAGGAGUACAUGCAGAACCUAUUCAACUGCCUCUGUUCCGCUUUAAUGGCCCGUGAGAAUCGCGAUCGUUUCCUCAGUGGUGAGGGCCUCCAGCUAAUGAACCUUAUGCUGCGUGAGAAGAAAAUGUCCAGAAAUGGUUCGCUUAAGGUUUUGGAUCAUGCCAUGGCCGGCCAGGAUGGAAGAGACAAUUGCAACAAGUUCGUCGAGAUCCUCGGUCUACGCACCAUCUUUCCACUAUUCAUGAAAACCCCUAAGCGCAAUAAGCAACGUUUGAUCUCCGCUGAUGAGCACGAGGAGCAUGUGACCUCCGUUAUUGCCUCAAUGCUGCGAAACUGUAAAGGCACCCACCGCCAGCGAAUGUUGGCCAAGUUCACCGAGAAUGAUCAUGAGAAGGUGGAUCGACUGUUGGAGCUGCACCUCAAGUAUCUGGCCAAGGUGGAGGCCAUAGACAAGGAAAUUGAUCAGCAGACAAAGGAUCCCAGUAUCGAUGAGGACGAGGAGGCGGAGAACAACUACAUAAAGCGGCUGACCGGCGGGCUGUUCACGCUGCAGCGCAUUGACUACAUCCUGUUGGAGGUCAGUGCCACCGGCGAUACUGUCAAGCAGCGUGUUCUACAGAUCCUUAACUUGCGUGGAGCAUCCAUGAAGACCAUUCGAAGCAUCAUGAGGGAGUACGCUGGCAACCUGGGCGAUGGAGACACUGACUGGCGGGAACAGGAGCAGACUCACAUACUAUCUCUAGUCGAUCGUUUCUAAGGCUCACCACACACACAAUAAACAAAACUGAAA